CUAAUGCUAUCACAAAAGGUUUAAGGGAACUUCCUACAAAAGAUGUUCCUAUUGGUUAUUUAAAAUUAUAUACUUUAUGUUGGGAUAUGGAUCCUGAAAAGAGACCAGGAAGUGAGAAUGUAGUAACUAUGUGUAAAGAAUUAAUAAACAAUGGUGACUCUACCAAAGGUGUACUUGAAAAAAAUGGAAUAAGUAGUGUAACGAAUAGAGGUAUUGAGGAAGGAAACGGAAGUAAAAUGCCAGAACAGAAUUCGAAAAGAAUGACUAGGAUAUCUGAUAUUGAUUGGGCAGAUUUACAAAGGGAUGCUUUAGCAGCUGAAUUAUGGCUACAUAAUCAAGAAAUUGAAGAAAGACGACAAAUGGGAUUAAUCGAAGAAGGUGAUGAAUAUUAUGGUCAAGGAUAUGGAUAUACAUCAAUUGAACAGUCUGCUGGCCAACAAAUUGAAGAAGAAAAACCGCAAAAAGAGAAAGAUAUAUCAUCAGGAUCUCAACAAAUUCGACAAAGUCAGGAUCUAGAAUCUCAACGAAUGAAAGGUCAAAAAUGGAAAGACAAAGCUAAAAAACUUGUAAAGAGACUUUCAGGAGGACGAAAAUCUCGAAUUCAAGAGACUGAUGAUCAUUUAAAUAUAUUUGAAGAUGGAUUAGACGAGGAAGAUGUUGCAGCUGGAUGGACUUCUGUAAAUAUAGCCGAAAUUGGUAAAAUAGAUUACAACACACAAAUUUCUCAAACCUCACCAAUAAUCGAAGGAAAGAAAACUGAUAACAAUAUAGUAGGUCAUGGUUCGUUUCCUUUACGUAGUUCACAUAAACAGAGUGACAAUGUUGAUAAUGUAGAUAUAGGAGAACCUGGCCCAUCAACUUUUAGACGACCAAUACAGCAUAUUCCACUUUCUCCAAAAGCAUUUUUAUAUAGCGAUCAUUGUAAAUCAUUAUUUUUAAAAAACAAAUGGAAAUUACAUUCACAACCAUGUUAUGCUGCUUAUCAUGCAAGAAUUGGUGAUAUGAAAGGCAUAAGAUGGCAUGUUGAACAAUUUGGAGAUUGGGUAUUAAAUGCUGUACAAGAA
This is a messenger RNA of Dentiscutata heterogama, 1064 nucleotides long. The record is from the annotation of a GenBank genome assembly. Lineage: Eukaryota; Fungi; Glomeromycota; Glomeromycetes; Diversisporales; Gigasporaceae.